GCAACGCUCAGUCACAUUCCCUGCUACGAAUGAAAAUUGCAGUUUUAUUUUUCACCCAAUUAAUUCUAAAUUAAACUUAAUUUACAAUGAGUAUCACUGUCGAUCCACGCCGCAAGGAGAAAAUCGUUCGCUAUAAAGCGCCCAAAAAUCAAGGACAGAGCGGUGGCGCUAAUGAGGACAUGAUGCCCGAUUAUAUGAAUAUUCUGGGCAUGAUUUUCUCCAUGUGUGGCCUGAUGAUGAAGCUGAAAUGGUGUGCCUGGUUUGCACUUUACUGCUCUUGCAUUAGCUUUUCUAGUUCACGGGCAAGUGACGAUGCCAAACAGGUGCUUUCCUCGUUCAUGUUGAGCGUAAGUGCUGUGGUCAUGUCCUAUCUGCAGAAUCCAGCUGCAAUGACGCCGCCAUGGGCUUCUUAACCAAAGAAAUAUUGAUUUUUGUAUACUAGCUGAAUGAGUGGAACUUUUUAUUAUUGAAUUAAAAAGAAUGACAGUUUUGCGUGGA
This is a messenger RNA of Drosophila nasuta, 498 nucleotides long. RefSeq names its product protein Asterix. The transcript is spliced from 3 exons. Gene Ontology annotation, biological process: protein insertion into ER membrane. Lineage: Eukaryota; Metazoa; Arthropoda; Insecta; Diptera; Drosophilidae. Bases 87 to 413 code for a protein of 108 amino acids. Gene Ontology annotation, molecular function: protein folding chaperone. The record is from RefSeq and is a predicted model, not a curated record. Gene Ontology annotation, cellular component: endoplasmic reticulum membrane.